Neopsephotus bourkii (Bourke's parrot) is the source of this 7298-nucleotide messenger RNA. RefSeq names its product ATPase plasma membrane Ca2+ transporting 4 (gene ATP2B4). NCBI's taxonomy places the organism in Eukaryota, Metazoa, Chordata, Aves, Psittaciformes, Psittacidae. Gene Ontology annotation, biological process: calcium ion transmembrane transport; regulation of cytosolic calcium ion concentration. Bases 382 to 4098 code for a protein of 1238 amino acids. Gene Ontology annotation, molecular function: PDZ domain binding; ATP binding; P-type calcium transporter activity. The transcript has 22 exons. The record is from RefSeq and is a predicted model, not a curated record. Gene Ontology annotation, cellular component: membrane; intracellular membrane-bounded organelle.
UCGGCUCGGCACGGGUUGCCAUGACAAGCAUUUUCUCCCGCUAGCUCCGGGUCCGUUCCCUUUAUAUCCCCCCCCUUUUCCCUUCCCCUUCUUCCCAUGGCCAGCCCAGAGGGCUCCGUUGCCAAUCGGGCGCUGCAGGGAUCGAGCUCCAGUUGCUGUGGUAUCCAGGGAGCCCUCCUCCUUCUGCAGGAGAUGCACGCUGGUCGUUGCUAAGGUCGCCUCCGCGGUAACAUGCACAUCCUGUUUACACCUUUAUCCGGAGAAGUUGGGCUCGGAUAGAGGCACCUGCAUCACCCGGGCAGCCCCCAGGGAAGGGGCCGUCCCGAGCAUCCCCUCCACAGAGCCUCGAAGGAAGGUGCUGCAGGAGCCACCGGCCGCAAGAUGACGAACAACGUGGCCGACCACCACCCCGGGAACUCGGUUGCUGAAGGCAACCAUGAGGGGGACUUUGGUUGCUCCAUGGUGGAGCUCAGGAACCUCAUGGAGCUGAGGAGCGCCGAGGCGGUCGCCCGGCUCAAUGACUCCUAUGGCAGUGUGCAGAACGUCUGCAAGAGGUUGAAGACGUCGCCGGUUGAAGGCUUGUCUGGGAACCCGACCGACCUGGAGAAGAGGCGGCAGGUCUUCGGGCAGAACUUCAUUCCUCCCAAAAAGGCCAAGACGUUCCUGCAGUUAGUGUGGGAAGCGCUGCAGGAUGUCACGCUCAUCAUCUUGGAAAUCGCAGCCAUAGUCUCCUUGGGGCUGUCCUUCUACCACCCGCCGGGUGGUGACAAUGAACUGUGUGGCCAGUCUGCGGGGGGCGUGGAGGACGAGGGCGAGUCUCAGGCCGGCUGGAUCGAGGGGGCAGCGAUCCUGUUCUCGGUGAUCAUCGUGGUGCUGGUGACCGCUUUCAAUGACUGGAGCAAGGAGAAGCAGUUCCGGGGCCUCCAGAGCCGCAUCGAGCAGGAGCAGAAGUUCACGGUCAUUCGCAAGGGGCAGGUGAUCCAGAUCCCCGUGGCAGAGAUCGUGGUGGGAGACAUCGCGCAGAUCAAGUACGGUGAUCUCCUGCCAGCGGAUGGGAUCCUGAUCCAGGGCAAUGACCUGAAAAUAGAUGAGAGCUCCCUGACGGGGGAGUCAGACCAAGUGAAGAAAUCCCUGGAGAAAGACCCCAUGCUGCUCUCAGGUACCCAUGUGAUGGAGGGCUCUGGCAGGAUGGUGGUGACUGCAGUGGGUAUCAACUCCCAGACAGGAAUCAUCUUCACUCUUCUGGGGGCAGGAGAAGGAGAUGAGGAGAAGAAGGUGAAGAAAGGUAAAAAAAGCGGAGCCCCCGAAAAUCGCAACAAAGCUAAAACUCAGGAUGGUGUGGCCUUAGAGAUCCAGCCCCUGAAGAGCCAGGAAGGGGUGGAAAAUGAGGAGAAGGAGAAGAAGAAGGUGAAGGUGCCUAAGAAAGAGAAGUCUGUGCUGCAAGGGAAGCUCACACGCCUGGCAGUCCAGAUUGGGAAGGCGGGGCUGAUCAUGUCAGCCAUCACGGUCAUCAUCUUGGUGCUGUACUUCGUGAUCGACACGUUUGGGGUGCAGCGGCGGCCCUGGCUGGCAGAGUGCACCCCCAUUUACAUCCAGUACUUCGUCAAGUUCUUCAUCAUUGGUGUCACCGUGUUGGUGGUGGCUGUGCCUGAAGGGCUCCCGUUGGCAGUCACCAUCUCCUUGGCCUACUCUGUGAAGAAAAUGAUGAAGGACAACAACCUGGUGAGGCACCUGGAUGCGUGUGAGACCAUGGGCAAUGCCACCGCCAUCUGCUCGGACAAGACGGGCACGCUCACCAUGAACCGCAUGACGGUGGUGCAGGCUUAUGUGGGGGAUACCCACUACCGCCAGAUCCCUGAUCCCGAAGCCAUCCUGCCCAAGACCCUAGACCUCAUUGUCAACGGUGUCUCCAUCAACUCAGCUUACACAUCCAAGAUCCUGCCACCCGAGAAGGAAGGCGGGCUACCAAGGCAAGUGGGGAACAAGACCGAGUGUGCCCUGCUGGGUUUCGUGCUGGACCUGAAGCAGGAUUACCAGGCUGUGCGCAAUGAGGUGCCAGAGGAGAAGCUCUACAAGGUCUACACCUUCAACUCGGUGCGCAAGUCCAUGAGCACGGUCCUGAAGAACAGCAACGGCGGCUUCCGCAUGUACAGCAAAGGAGCCUCCGAGAUCAUCCUCCGCAAGUGCACCAAGAUCCUGGACAAGAACGGUGACCCCCGGGUGUUCAAGGUGAAGGACCGGGAUGAGAUGGUGAAGAAGGUGAUUGAGCCCAUGGCCUGCCACGGGCUGCGCACCAUCUGCCUGGCGUUCCGGGACUUCCCUGCUGAUGCCGAGCCUGACUGGGACAGCGAGAACGAGAUCCUGUCUGACCUCACCUGCAUUGCUGUGGUGGGGAUAGAGGACCCUGUGCGGCCAGAGGUGCCAGAUGCCAUCCUGAAGUGCCAGCGUGCCGGCAUCACUGUGCGGAUGGUGACUGGGGACAACAUCAACACCGCCCGUGCCAUCGCCACCAAGUGUGGCAUCCUACUACCCGGGGAGGACUUCUUGUGCCUGGAGGGGAAGGAGUUCAACCGCCUCAUCCGCAACGAGAAGGGAGAGGUGGAACAGGAGCAGUUGGACAAGAUCUGGCCCAAGCUGCGUGUGCUGGCGCGCUCCUCCCCAACAGAUAAGCACACGCUGGUGAAAGGUAUCAUUGACAGCACCAUUGGUGACCAGAGGCAGGUGGUGGCUGUGACUGGGGACGGGACCAACGAUGGCCCAGCUCUGAAGAAAGCUGAUGUUGGGUUUGCUAUGGGCAUCGCAGGCACAGACGUGGCGAAGGAGGCUUCGGACAUCAUCCUGACGGAUGACAACUUCACCAGCAUCGUCAAGGCAGUGAUGUGGGGGCGCAACGUCUACGACAGCAUCUCCAAGUUCCUGCAGUUCCAGCUGACCGUCAACGUGGUGGCCGUCAUCGUGGCCUUCACGGGGGCCUGCAUCACGCAGGACUCGCCGCUGAAGGCCGUCCAGAUGCUGUGGGUGAACCUGAUCAUGGACACCUUCGCCUCCUUAGCCCUGGCCACCGAGCCCCCAUGUGAGUCCCUGCUGCUGCGCAAGCCCUAUGGCCGCAACAAGCCGCUCAUCUCCCGCACCAUGAUGAAGAACAUCCUGGGGCAUGCCGUGUACCAGCUUGCCAUCAUCUUCACGCUGCUCUUCGCAGGGGAGAGGUUCUUUGACAUCGACAGCGGCCGCAAUGCCCCGCUGCACUCCCCGCCCACCGAGCACUACACCAUCGUCUUCAACACCUUUGUCAUGAUGCAGUUGUUCAACGAGAUCAACGCCCGCAAGAUCCACGGCGAGAGGAACGUCUUCGAGGCCAUUUACCGCAACCCCAUCUUCUGCUCUGUGGUGCUGGGCACGUUUGCAGCUCAGAUCCUCAUUGUGGAGUUUGGGGGGAAGCCGUUCAGCUGCUCCGGCCUCACCCUCAGCCAGUGGUUCUGGUGUAUUUUUAUCGGAGUGGGAGAGCUCCUCUGGGGCCAGCUCAUCUGCACUGUCCCAACCAGCCACCUGAAGUUCCUCAAGGAAGCUGGGCACGGCAUCACCAAGGAGGAGAUCCCAGAGGAGGAGCUGCCUGAAGACGUGGACGAGAUCGACCACGCUGAGAUGGAGCUGCGGCGCGGGCAGAUCCUGUGGUUCAGGGGUCUCAAUAGGAUACAGACACAGAUGGACGUAGUUUACACAUUCCAGACCGGCGCCUCCUCUUUGCAGGGAGCCCUCAGGAGACAGCCUUCCAUCGUGAGCCAGCACCACGAUAUCAAAGUGGUGAAUGCGUUCCGUAGCUCCUUGUACGAAGGCCUCGAGAAACCCGAAUCCAGAAGCUCCAUCCAUAACUUCAUGACUCACCCAGAGUUCAUCCUGGAGGAAGACGAGCCUCGAACACCAUUCCUUGAUGGCGCUGAAGACGACCCUGAGACUGACGGACUCAAGAAGCGAGGUGGGGGUAUCCUGGGUGGAUCUACACCCCUCAACAGAAAUAACAAUGCAGUGGACAGCGAUCAAGCUGAGCUCACCGUCCCGGAGCCCGAAAGCCCCUUACACAGCUUGGAGACAUCAGUUUGACCUUAGAACAUUGAACCCCCUCUCCUCCUCUACCUUCGCCCUGUGUGACACCGGCACCAGUAACUGAUCACACACUGCGGUCACUUCGUGUCAAACUGCUCAUACGUAUAUCAUUUUGGUGUUUCAUUUUGGGGGGGGUUGUUUUGAUUUGGGGGUUUUUUUGUUUCUUUUUUUUUUUUACCAUUAUUUAGCAGUGGAAACCAGAGUACCACCAUACUGGGUGUUGGGAGAGCGGCGAAGCCAAACUUAUGCAUCUCCAUCCCUCAUUUUCAGUGGUACUCGCCCAAGUGAAGCAGCCAGGUUAUUUCCUCUCUGAGAGUUGGGCUCCAUGUGUCUGGUGGGGGGGGGGGGUUCACGUUGCAAAAUGCAUGUUCAAAAGAAGUUCAAGUUGUUGUAGUCUUACACGCACGUGCUCAGCCUCAGGGCUGGGAGCAUUUGAGACUUUGAUUUUUAUUUCUUCUUUUUCUUUUAGGGUUCGGUUGGUUUUUUUUCAACCACUUGUGGUUUUUAGGGUUUUCUUCUAAUGUUGGGGUUUGUUCUUUGCUUGUGGGAUUUGCCCCCAAGAACUCCACAGUGGGAAGUGGGGGAGAAAUGACAAAUAAAUGAAAAACCAACCCAGCCAGGGGAAGGUGUUUACUCACAGGUUUGACAGAUACAGGGAUGUAUACACCAGUCUUCCACCUUGAAAAUGGUACCUAGCUUUUGCAGUUCCUCCUCCAUGUGUGUGCACACACACUCCUCUCUCUGUUUCCAAAGUGUCAUUGGUAGAUAAGGAAUGAAGGUGACUUGGCUGUAACCUUGCUGGAUGUAAAAGCUUCUGGUUUCUCUACAAAGCAUGGUGGAGGUGAACUGGCAGGGGAAGGAUGGUGAAGAAAAAGCCCAUGGUUGUGAGAAGGGCUCCUUCCUGGGGAGUCUUAGAGAUUCAUCUCUUCUGCUUUUGAAGAGCUGUGAAGGGGAGAGCCUUGCAAAGGCUGAACAGCUCCUGCCAGCAAGAGCAAAGGGACUUCUACCCAUUCUGGCAUGUCUGUGCUGUUGGGUUAAAUAAUCCUUUUGCCUUGGAGUACAAGCUCUAGUUAACUGCUGAGGAACACCAGAUGAUGCUCCAGCCAUGUCCACCAGCAAUGCGCAUCGCUGCCCAAGCGUUAGCAGGCUGAGUGGAGAGCAAGCAUCAGCUUAUUGACACUCCAGUGGGUCAGCCUCUUGAUUGUGGAAGGGGUAAGUCAGGUUCAGGCUUUAGCCAGUGGAAGGGGAGGAAGCUCUAGCACCCAUGGCAGGACCCUUGAUUUGCCCGAGGUGCAGGUUGGGUGGUUGGCUGCAGGUCUUCCAGUGAAGGUGCUGCAUGGGAGGCUUUGCCUCACUUCCUACUUUCUUGAAGGUCAUCUCUUCACCUUGCAUCCUGCCUCACCUUGGUCUCUUGUAACUCUUUGGCAGCAGUCCUGUUUUAAUGGACCAGAGGCCCUCAGUAUCCUCUGAACUUGACCCUCUCGUGAAGCCAUGGGACUGAGCAGGAGGCAGCAGUUUGCUUUGCUUAGGCUUAGUUUCUUCCCCUUGCUGGUGCACCCCUGGUUACUGGCCCCAGGCAGGCAGGGCUGGAGGAAGCUCCGCUGCUUUCUCUCCUUCAUCCUGCUUGGCUUGGUUGGAAGCAGAGAGAAUGUGGUUGUAACUGGCUGUACAUCAUUGUGUUUGCCUAGCCUCCAUCCCUGGAAGCAGAGAGCUUUGAGCGAGAGGUGGGGCUGGCUGGUUUCUUCUUUCCUUUCCUUUCUGAACGCACAGCAGAAUCUCCCGUGCCUUCUCCAAGCACUGCCUGCAGCACCACCUGCCACGCGAGGGCCCAGUACUUUGCCAAGAAAUAAGUGUUCCUUAACCACCAACACAAACCAAGUGUCUUUGUUUUGUUGCCAGCCCAGCACCGCCUCGUCCCUUCCUUGGGGUGGGAGGAGGGAAGGACGAGCUCACCCCAUUCCUGCCCAGAGGAAAGGGCCUUCUCCCAGGUGUCCUGCCUCGGUGCUGGCAAAGGGGGUGAAGGCUGGGCUCUACACUGCCAACAGCAAGAAGAAAUUGCCACCACUGCCCAUCUCAAUUGAAAAUUCAGUGUCAAGGCCCCUGCCCUCCCCAUUCCUUUCAUACAUGAGCUGAGACCUACCCUGGGCAGGGCAGGGGGGGCAUUACCCACAAGUGGUGACAGGAGAGCCAAAAGGGGUGGUUGUGGGGUUUGGGGCUGUAUUAAAGGUGACAUUGCUUCAAAGAUCACUUUUUUUUUCUAUGUUAAAUAUUUGAGAAAAAAGAAAAAAAAAAAGGUAAAAAAACGGUGUUCUUACACAGAAAUAUUUAUUAAAUACUUUGGGGGGGGAAUUGCACCGAUUUUCUUUCUUUUGAUAUUUUUUUAAUACCUCAGACCUGUUGCAAAGACUUAAACCAACAGCAAAAAGCCAACUUUGGAGGCUCUCAAAGUCACUCCCAGAAGGUUGCCACAAGGGUCUGGUUGUUCUUGAGUUGAUCUAUUUUUGUUGUUCUAGUUUCCAUGUUGGGGGGGAGUGGGGGAGAAAGAAGAAUUCUAUAGAAAUAUUAUGCAAAAAAAAAAAAGAUAUAAAAAAAUAUAGUUUUCUUUAGCUCAGAAACGGAUAUUUUUACGUCAGCCAUAUGUAUUUUGUUUAAAAUACAAAAAAACUAACUAAGCCUUGAGUCGUGUGGCUGUGUGACAGCAGUUCACAGGCGGAUGCCAGUCAGCUUCCUUUUCUCCAAGCAGCCAUCUUUAUACUAGAUGUUAGUUGGAUGACAGAAAUGGGGUUUUUAUAUAUAUAUAUAUAAAUUAUGUUGGUAUGGCUGGUUGCUUAAAGUAUCAAACGUUUAUUGUGCAUACAUCCUUUUGUUUUUUCCCUGUAAACUAUGUUUCCUAUUUAGUUUCUGUGAUAUACUGGCAGCAGAUUGGGUUAAGUUAUUGAGGAUGUUACAAAAGAGUGGGGGGAGAUUGGUGCUCUACGUUGAAAGGCAUGGUCAAGCAGCAUGAACUUGUGGGGACUCUCUGCACCAUGCCUUGAAAAGGGGGAAAUAUAUAUAUAUAUUAUUAUUUUCUGCUUUGUUUGAACUGCCACGAGUGUGCACGGGGGGAGAGUGCCAUGCCCGACAGGAACCGAAGUCAUACCCUGUGCUCCGUGUUAACUUGCCUUGGAAUGCUUUGUUAUUAAAACACUCUGAACAUA